Messenger RNA from Anopheles maculipalpis, 8034 nucleotides. It is a transcript of the gene Ubr3, whose product is annotated as E3 ubiquitin-protein ligase Ubr3. Lineage: Eukaryota; Metazoa; Arthropoda; Insecta; Diptera; Culicidae. Gene Ontology annotation, biological process: ubiquitin-dependent protein catabolic process via the N-end rule pathway; protein ubiquitination. Bases 1 to 8028 code for a protein of 2675 amino acids. The transcript is spliced from 9 exons. The record is from RefSeq and is a predicted model, not a curated record. Gene Ontology annotation, molecular function: zinc ion binding; ubiquitin protein ligase activity. Gene Ontology annotation, cellular component: ubiquitin ligase complex; cytoplasm.
AUGGCUGACGGAAGCAAAGCCGAAGAUGGCACUAGUGCCAGCAGUACGGAUGGGUCCUCGCCGUCCGCACGCAGAACGCUGUCGGUGGCUCGGCUCAAGGAAAAGGGUAAGAAGCUUGCAUCGGCCCACAUCCACCGGGAGCUGGCCGUGAAUGGUACGUCGGACAGUUUGGAUCGGCUGCUGGAUGAUCUACUGUCGCCGGACACACCGAUAUCGAACAGCGAGAAUAUUGAGUGGUGUCGAUGGCUGGUCGCUGGUGGCAGAACGCCGACCGAGUUCGCUUCCAUCGUCCGCGCGUACGACAACCAUGCCAAAUGUGGUCUAGUGUGGAUACCGCACGUGGUCGCCUACCGUUGCCGGACGUGUGGCAUCUCACCGUGCAUGUCGAUCUGUCGCGAUUGCUUCAAGCGGGGCAACCAUCGGAACCACGACUUCAACAUGUUUCUGUCGCAAGCGGGCGGUGCCUGCGACUGUGGCGAUACGUCCGUAAUGAAGGCGGAAGGGUUCUGCAGCGAUCAUGGGCUAAACAACUGCCAGAACAAAGCACCGGUGCCGGACGAUUUGAUGCUGGUGGCGGAAGCGAUGAUGCCACGGCUAAUACUGCGCAUGCUGCUACACUUUCGCGAGUACAGUGCGACCAAUCUCGAUUCGGCCGACUGUAGGCGUACGGCAGAAUACUGCAACGAGUACUGCGCAAUGCUAAUGGAGUUUAACAAUAUGGGCGAACUGAUGCGGCGUGUUAUGACGCGUACGCUGAUUGAUCGGAGCGUGUACCAGAGGCCGCACGAUCAGCCGUAUCCGUCCACCCGGUACACGAUGUACCUACGCGACGGGUGGCUACGGUACGAGGAAGCGUUACGCCAGUUUCCAGCGCCCGAACCACCGCCGUACUAUGCACAUCUGGCAGCGCUCGGCAGUACGAUCGUGCACGAAACGCUGCUGGAGGAGUUUAUCUUCUGGACGUUCAAGUACGAGUUUCAGCAGCAGAUUGUGUGCUUCCUGCUGAACAUGCUGCCGGAUCAGGACUACAAGGAACAUUUGACGCGCACGUUCGUGAUGCACUACUGCCGCAUACCGAGCGUGCUGGAGAUGUCGAGCGAUCCGGACACGCUCAGCAAUCGGGUGGUGCAUAUGAGCGUGCAGCUCUUCUCCAACGAAAGCCUCGCGCUCAAGAUGGUGGAAGAGCUGUCGCUGUUGCACGUGAUGAUCAUCAGCCUGCAGCAGAUGAUGUCCAAAAUAUUGACACCGCACACGCUGCACACGCCGGAACACAACUUCCAUUACGUGGUGGACUGUGCCGAGCGCGUUAUGAAGGAACACUGCUACUGGCCACUCGUGUCCGACUUUAAUAACGUGCUGUCACACGAAUCGGUUGCGCUCGUUUUUCUCAAGGAUGACGAUCUCAUCGACAUGUGGUUCCAGUUCCUAUCGAUGCUGCAAGGAAUGAAUGUUAACAUUCGCGAAAUCAUCAGCCAUGUAGAGUACGAGUCGAGUUCCUACUAUGCCGCGUUCAGCUGUGAGCUGGAGGCGAGUGCCUAUCCGAUGUGGUCGAUCAUCUCACACCUGCAAGAGCCGUCCCAUGCGCCGCUAGCGAAAAAGAUUAUGAUGUACUGCGUGAACUAUUUGCAGGAUUGGCUCGACGCGAUUAACUUCUAUCGGCAGCCUAGGUUUGAAAAGGGCGAAAUGUACCGCGCAUCGUUUCACUUUCCCCUACAUCGCUAUCUAGCGGCAUUCAUCUGCCAGGCGGUAAAAACAAUGGGGAUGUCACUGAAUGACAUCCUGCCGUCGGCGGACCUGUUACCGAAGCUAAUGAUGCAUCCACUACGUGUACAGAGCCUUUUCUACGAGAUCCUGUCGGGCGUGUGGGUACGCAACGGGCUGCAGAUCAAAGGGCAGGCGAUGACGUACAUCCAGGCCAACUUCUGCAACUCGAUGGUGGACAUGGACCUGUUCUUCCUGCAGAUCUGUGCAACGCAACUACCACCGAAUCUCUUCGUCAGCGAGUGCAUUAUGAUGUUCGGCGUUGAAGAUUGGCUGGGCAUGAGCGUAUUGAGCACACCGCCCGAGAUGGAGCAAGACUCGAUGCUAGAGGGCUUGCUAACGUUUCUGGCUACCCUUAUUACGUCACGCAUCAAUCUCGGCAACGACGAAACGACGCAGUGUGUGAUCGAGAUCAGUGCACUGCUUGCAACCGGUGACAAAACGCACAGCCAGCUGCUGGAGUUGAUGCCGGAGCGGAGCGGUAAUGCGCAUACGCGCAACUUCGAGCGAUACCUGAAGGAGCUGUCGAUCUAUCGGCCACCACCGGUCGGUUCGGAGAAUCUGGAGCAGGGAUUGUUUAUGCCGGUACCGGCAGUGUGGGAGCGACACUACGAUCCACUGCAUGUGCUGCUCCGAGCGGUACAUCGACGCGACUUCCAAAACUCGCUCGACCGGUUCGGUGCGUACGUGAAGCAGGUGGGAAAGAUGCCACGCAGCGGCAAUCUGUGGCCACCGUUUCGUUUGCCUGGGUCGUGCGGUCCGGCGUACAGUGAUCCGGGUGCGAUUCUCGGUUCGCGCAUCCUGCACGCUACCAUCCUCGCCAUCUUUUACCGGGCAGUGCACAAACAUAACGUGUCGGAGCAUAUGCUGGCGCUGGCUGUGUUUCUGCUCGAGAUGGCCGUUUGUAAUGCGGGUGCGGUGGGUGGCGAAGCUGCGACGAGUCGCUCCACGGUGGGUGAUAGUGCGGCGACUAGCAAGAGCCUCGAGGAGCAGUCUGGUUCGAUUGGUGGUGGUGGUGGUGGUGGGGUCAGUGAAACGGUGCCAGAUCUGUUGAACUGCUAUCCGAGCAAUUGCUUGAGCGAUAAUCUGAAGAUGACGGUUAAACGUAUCUCACUGUUGCCGGCAAUGCGUCGGUCACCCGUUUCCUACCGUCCGCUGGAUGGUUCGCCGCCAUUUGACAGUGACGUCGAGUGGGAUCUAUCCGAGGACGAAACGCUUAUGAUGAUCGGUAGCAAUGCCGAGGGUGAAACGGGUACGGUAGCAACGACAACAACGGGUGCUGGGAGUGGAGAACGAGUUGGAGGGACAGCUGCUGGUGGUGCAUCGGGGCCCGGGUCUGAGCUGGUACCUUCGCGAGGCAUCGGUAAUGUUGAGGUGGUACCGAUGACACAGGACCUUUCGCAUCUGGCGAACAACAGCAUGAUGUUUCCAGUCCGACGUCCGGCCAUUCACGCACCACCGUCCAGUACUGCAACGACAGCAGUGACCGCCACCUCAACCACCACGCAGAUGGUGGUGGAAGAGGAGGAAGACGACUUAGACGAUGAUGAGCUGGAGCGGGAGCGGGGAACGACAACGGGAGCGAGUGUUGGUGGGUCUGAGAUAGCUUUAAGGCGACGGCCGUGGCAUCUGCUGCAGCGGCUACUCGGCCGGCAGCAAGCUGGUGGUCCGGCGACAGACCAGCAAGACGAAGACAUGCCGGCGUACCACGUAAUGGAUGCGGAUGGGGACGUAGUGGUAGAGGAGGCGGAAGAGCAUCAGCCGAGUGAACUGUUGGCGAUACGUGCUCGCUACCUAAUGCUCGAGCGGCGUCGCAGUAGCGUUGGUAACGCGAACGUAGUCCAGCCGGCCGACGUUGAUGACUACAUCGACGACGAGGAGGACGAAGACGAUGACGAUGAGGAGGAGGAUGAGGACGGUAAUAACGAAAUUGUAAUCAGCAGGCCGGAAGGGGUGGAGAACGGUGGGAACGACACCCGGCAGCGACGGCGCGCAGUGAAUGAAGAAGAUGAAGCUGCAGACAUUGCCGAUAUUCAAUCGAUUGUGCCACGUGCUUUGCUGGUAGGAGGACGCUCCCGUUCACUACAGCUUGGACGUCGCCCGCGACAAGAUGGAAGUCCGCUGCAUCACCAUCACCACCAUCACCAUCAUCACCAUCAUCAUCCGUCGUCCGGUGCAAGUGUAGGUCCAGGUGCGCUUAUCCGAACCAGCGUUCCACCCAGGGCGACCGAGUUCAUCGUAGAGGAGGCUGGCGAUGAAGUGCAAGGUACGGGAGUUUCUGGAACAUCAACGACUGACGUUGAGCUAAUGAUACGGCACGAGUUUGUGCCGGUAGCGGGGACUGGUGCGGGUGAGAUGACAGGACAGGAAAUUGCCAUCCCGCAACAGCGUGCCCUAACGCCUCCCGUCUUCGGUAGUACUUCUGGAGGUGGAGGAGCUGUCACUGGUCCUGCCGCAGGCGGUACAGCGACAGACCCCAGUAGUGGAAUGCUGCUGCCGUUCAACAGGGUAGUAACGCCAUCUACCGUUACUGCAGCCGGGACGGCUGCAAGUGGAAGCUUGAGCGUGAUGCCACAGCAACCGAAUCAGCUGCAGAACUACUAUCACGCUAAUCAGCACCUUCACCAUCACCAUCAUCAUCGUCAUCAUCACCAUCACCACCACCAUCAUAAUCAUCUCGCCGCAGCAACAGCAGGCACGGUUGGGGUAGGUAACACUGCAGGAUCCGGCGGACAGCAGCAAAGUCCACAGUCUCUGCAGCAACAAACACCUCGCCACUACCAUCGAAGUCUACAGCCGGCAGGAUCUGGUCACACACAAAUGGGGGCCAGUGGUGCAAGUGGUGGUGCUGGUGGGGGUGCAGGCCCCACUAGAGCUGGGCCUGGAGGUGGUCAAACAAACUGGACGCGCUUUAAGCGACGUAACCUGAUGACUAAUCUUCGACAGCACGGUGCUGGCAACUCGGUCGGUACGACUGGCUGUGAGAUGACAACGCGUGAGGGCGCCGGUAUCGGUGCCGGUGGGCGGGAAGGAUCCAACGAUAGUGAUACGCUCGUGCUGGAGGAAUCGAUCAUCUCGCUGCUGUUGAAGCUGCACUCUCAGCUCAGCGGUGCUCUGGAUAGUUUUUCAUUGGACGACGAAACUGAGGAUGAGCUGACGGGCAGCAGUAGUGGUGGGGUAGGAUCGACCAGCAGCAGCAGCCAACAGGCAACGGGUUCCUUCUCCACAACCAGCCAUCCGGGUGAUGAUGAGCAUGCCAAAAUGGAUCUAGACGAAGACGAGGGUGUCGCACCAUCUGCCGGUGGUAGUAAUAGUAGUAAUAAUAGCAGUAGUAGUAGUAGAGGUCAUCAAACUAGUCAACAGAAGGGCACUUCUGCUGCACACGAGCAACAGCAGCAGAAGCGUUCACACUGUCAGGGGGGACGCAUCUCGGACUCACGCAUCGGUGACGGUCCAUUCUUUAUCGGCAAUCUGCUGCGCAAGAUCGCUGCACUGGACGAAACGUGUGCCGUGCGGAUCGAACAGAUACGGGCGGAACUGUGGCCGAACCAAAGAGAGCGCCAGGCGGAGCAAAAGGCACGCGAAGCCCGGGAAAAGGAGGAACGCACCAAACGCGCCAAGGAGCGGCAGAAGAAAAUGAUGGAAGAGUUUGCCAACCGGCAGAAGCGCUUUAUGCUGCUCGCGAUGGCAUCGAUGGGUGGUGAUGGUUCGUCGUCGGGCAUGGACUUUGGUAUGGAUGGGGAUGAGGAGCAGGAUGGUGAGGCAGCGGCGGCACGUGUUGCUGCGGAAAGGCGUGCUGCCGAAGAACAGCAAGCGGAAGCGUUACGCGAGAAGGAGUAUGACUGCAUCAUUUGUAACACGUCCGGUCCGAGCACGGAGACGAACCCGAUCGGGUUGGUGGUAUUGGUCGAAUCGAGCAGUGUAGUCGGACAUCGAAGAAUCCGGUCCGAGCGUUUAGCGUUACCGCUGAGCAAAGAGGAUUUGGCACGCCUAAGCGAGAGCGUAACGCUGGCGAGCGAGUUCAACAGACGCAUCGAGCUGCUGCAGUGGAAGUUUGGCCAAACGUCCUGGUUUUUGUCGCACAACAUUGGCUGGGAAGGUGGCGUACACAUUCAAUCGUGCGGUCACCAUGUGCAUCUGUCCUGUCAGGACGCUUACCUGAAGUCACUGCAUACGCCGCGCAGCCCCAACAACCUGAACGUGGAGUUGGGUGAAUUCUUCUGUCCGGUGUGUCGUCAGCUAGCGAACUCUGUGCUGCCGCUCAGCCCUGCCCUGGAUCGACCGGCGCCUCUAAUACGUACACCGACGCCACCGCACCGUGCCCUGGUGCUGGAACUAAUACAGCUGUUUCAGGAAAGCAAGCGUGCUCCGAUGGCGACCAAGUUCUGUGAGGCGAUGGGUCGCGCCAUGGGCAAUAUUACCGCCUGCACGCAGCGCAACAUCAAGCGAUACCCGGUGACGUUGCAGAGUUUGUUCUCAUUCGUACUGUCGAUUGCACGUACCAACCUGGAGGCGGAAGUGAUACAGCGCGGCGGUUCCCUGUGCAGCACAGAAGACAUACGGUACAAACCUAAGCGUGACUGUAUCGUACCGUUGCUCCACGUGCUAUCGCUACACGUCCGACUGAUGAUCAACGACGAUUGGCCGAUACGGUUUAAGGUGGGUGAUGAUUGGCCGUGGCACUCCUGGUCUCGGUUGGCCGGUAUACAGCUUGCCUACGGUUGUGACGAUGUUGAGGUAGGCGUGGAAGCGAACGAGGAAUCGGUGGAAAGGUUAGCGAUGGUACCGGUACGGAAGGCGGGCGGUAGUGUUGAGGACAACGUCGACGACGAAGAAGACGAGGAGGAUGAGGAAGAGGAAGAGGAGGAGGAUGGGAACCAGAAGGAUAGAAAGCAGCUUGGAAGAAUACCGGCAAGUAUUCGUGGAAUGUUGUUACCACCACCGCCGGCAGAUUCCGGUGAGGAUGGCACAGAACUACUUGGUUCCUCGCCAGCAUCAUCCGGCACUGCAGCGCCCACGGUGGGUGGAGCAGCAACAGCAGCAGCAGCAACAGGUACAUCAGCCUCUCCAAAGACGACGACAACGACAGCUGCUACGAGUACAAUCGUGGACACGGAAACCAUUCCCGAUCUGAUCAGCGAUCCGACCGCCCUUAUGCUUAAGUUCAUUCUGCUGGCACCACUCCAUCUCGAUCAAGCCUACUUUACCUGCAUCGUGAAGGUGAUGUACAACUUGCUGUACUAUCAGAUCGUACUACAGCUUUGCACCCACCUGACGGAUGAGGAAUGCGAUGAAAUCCUUGCGCGGUACGGUCCAACAGCCCAGCCACCGCCACAGCUGGUACGCGAGCGUGGCGUCAUGCACAUCGGCGUCGCCAUGGCGUUCGUGUUAAGUCAGCUCGAUCGCUGCAGACACAUCCGCAGCGAUAGCAUACUGAUGGGUGAAAUUGGUGGAAGUCGCGACGGUAUCGAACCGUCCACCGGGGACACGGGCAACGCCAAACGCCUUAAUCUUGACGCGUUUGAGAAACGUUUGCAACGGUUGUGUUUACCGUUUUUGCGCGUCGCUGCCCUACUCCGGCAUCAUAUCUAUCGAGCGGAGAUACCGGAAAUUGCAGGCCCCCAGCUAGAGUUUGCCCGGCUCGUCUAUUUUCUCGAGCUCGUAACAGUGUCGAUGGACUGGGACAAGUUCAAUGCAAGCAGAGCGUUAUGCUUUCUGGCCGGUACGGAACUGUCGCUGCCGAAGAAUUGGUGCGAUCAGCUGCGCAACCUACGCCCGACGUACGAAUCGACCCGUUCGCUAAUCGUCCAGCAGCACAUUGAGUGGCGUCAGCCGAAGUUGCUCGGGUUGCCGCGUGAAUACGAACGGUUGUUUACGUAUUACCACGAGCAACCGUGCCAGAAGUGUCAGAACGUACCGAAGGAAAGCUCCAUCUGUCUGCUGUGUGGUACGAUCGUGUGUAUCAAGCAAACCUGCUGCAAGGAAAUGGAUUGCUGUGAAGCAGUACGGCACUCAAUCAGUUGCGGUGGAGGGACGGGCAUUUUCCUCGUGAUCACCUCGACGUACAUCAUCAUCAUUCGGGGCCAUCGGGCUUGCCUGUGGGGUUCGCUUUACCUGGAUGAUUACGACGAGGAAGAUAGAGAUUUGAAACGCGGCAAACCAUUGUAUCUGAGCGAAGAUCGGUUCAACCUGCUUGAAUCGCAGUGGCUAUCGCAUCGGUUCGCUCACACCAAGCAUAACUGGGUUUGGCAUAGAGAUUCGCUGUAAACAGCG